CUUGUAGAGUACCAUAUCUCCCUCCUUCCACCACCACCACCCCCCCUCCCCUUCGUACUGUGCCUCCGUCACCCAGCUCAUCCACUCAGUAUAUGUAGGCCAGGUAGCCAAUAUCCUAUCCAUGCUUCUGCCCCGCGUCGACUUGUUCACUCCCUCCUCUCCUUCCUUUCCCUGUUUGUCCCACUUCUCUCCUCCUUCCUCCCCACCACUUGUCCUCGUUUACCUACCUCCACCCACGCCUACCGAAUAACUAUUAGUAGACAUUGCCGACCUCGAUACCACAACCCCCCUCCUCCCUCUUAAUCCUUCCCCUCCUCCACUCCCUCUGUCACUUCGGCCCAUCCUUUAAUAUUCUAAAAACUGCCAAAGUCCAUCAUGAUGAAUCACCCGUCAUCGUCAUCACCCGCCCAAAGUUACAAUGUUCCCGCAAGUAUGAGAAGCGCCCACAUGUACGCAGGCAGCAUGCCUCUCGUCAACGGUGUCAAUGGACAACUCCAGAACAUGCAGAUUUCCCCCCUGGCCGCCCAACAGGCCAUGUCAGCCGGGGGAUUAAUGGGAGACCCAAAUAACAACCCAUUACUCGACCCUUCCGUGAUAAUGUCCAUGGGGAUGGCCGGAGAGGAUGGAAUGCCACUGGAUCCCCAGCUGUGCACUGGCGGCGAUCAAUUCGGCCCCCUGUCUGUGACUGCCCCUCCAACAUCCAUGAUGACCGAGUACGGGAACCUCGGCGGUGGCAGUACGCUGACCGAAUUCACGAAGCGGAGGAAUUGGUCGCAGCGCAUUCUUGAAGAGCUGCAGGACUUUCUACAUAUUCUAUCGCCGAGCGGCAAAAUGGUCUACGCUUCACCUUCUUCCAAAGCUCUAACUGGCUUCGGCCCGGAGGAGCUGUUGGGGAAAUUCAUCACUGAGUUCAUUCACCCAGACGAUUCGGGGUUGUUCGUUCGAGAGUUUAAUGGCGCCAUCGCUACCGGCCAACCAUUGCGAUUGUUCUACAGGUUUCAGAAGAGCGACGGAACGUGGGCGAUAUUUGAAACGAACGGACAUCCGCACAUUGGCGAAGCACCUCAGUUCAGCCCUUCCUCGAUUCAGUCGGUAUGCAAAGGCUUCUUCAUGAUGUCACGACCUUAUCCGACGCGGAAUGCGUCUUUGUUGGACUCUUUUCUCGAGCACAAGAUUGAGAACGAACGGCUACUGAAACGGAUCAGCGAGCUAAGAAAGGAGGAAUUCGAGGAUCAUCAGCAACAGCAACGGCAAAGGCAACAACACCACGCUACGGUUUCCCGGACGGAUAGUGGAACAGCUGGUAGUAGCAUGGCUUCUAAUGUAGGCAACGAUAACCCCAUGGCCACGACGCCUAACUCGUCUGACCCUAUGCCCCCACCUGCGAAACCCACGCAUAUUCGCGAUAAGAUGGCUAGGUUCGAGGGUGCUACUCAUAUGGAUACGAUCGAGAUGUUGACAGGGCUAAGAUACCGAGAGGGGGAGCGGUCGAAGGGUAUUAGCACGGGUGACACAUCGCCGGCACUUAUUCGCGGAGACGCCGGAGUGCCCAUUCCCAUCGAUAAAGAGAGCCGCCAUACGUCGGAGAAGAAGAAGAAACAGAAGAUUGCGGACGAAUACGUGUGCACGGACUGUGGUACUCUGGAUAGCCCUGAAUGGAGAAAGGGUCCCAAGGGUCCGAAGACCCUUUGCAAUGCAUGUGGUUUGAGAUGGGCCAAGUUCGUUACUCCGUGCUGAUGCAAUCCCCUCAUACGACGUAUAGCUGACGUGCUCUAUAGGAAAGAGAAAAAGCGAAAUGCCGGCUCUGUAUCAUUGCCAGCAGGAUCCACAGGUUCGUUAGUAGGAUGAAGGAUCUGCGUUAGCUUUGAUUUUAUCAUGUCUAUUUAUUCAACGUGCCCAUCCUCAGUUUCUGAGCAUCACUCCCCCCCCCCUUUCAUUUCCCAUUCUACCAUAUUCUAUUCCUUACUUCUUUCUUCUUUUUCUCUCUCUUUCCCUUUUUUUUUCCCCCUAAGUUCUCACCUCAUUCGUUCCCAUUACAAUGUAGAACGGCGGGGCAUCGUGUUCUCUGGAGAAAUUUUUCAGGAGUUUACGGGCGGCAAGCAUCAUACGGAAGGCACAAACUUCGAGGCGCAAUUUGUUAUUAUUAAUAUACUUCGGUUGGGUCCAUCAAUGA
This is a messenger RNA of Tuber melanosporum (Perigord truffle), 2173 nucleotides long. RefSeq lists its product as uncharacterized. Gene Ontology annotation, molecular function: sequence-specific DNA binding; zinc ion binding; protein binding. Bases 376 to 1737 code for a protein of 453 amino acids. The record is from RefSeq and is a predicted model, not a curated record. The transcript is spliced from 3 exons. Gene Ontology annotation, biological process: regulation of DNA-templated transcription. NCBI's taxonomy places the organism in Eukaryota, Fungi, Ascomycota, Pezizomycetes, Pezizales, Tuberaceae.